GGUAUACACAGACAAUCACAACAAAUACGACAAUGGGAAAGGAAGAGAUCAAACGAAUUGGCAUUGUCGGUGCUGGGUCAAUGGGAUUGAACAUGUCCCUCAUGUUCCGCGAUGUCGGAAUGGACGUAAGCGUGUUCGAUAUCGUGAGUGAUAAUGUUGAUAAGGCAAUAAAACUAGCAAAGGAGGAUCCGGAUGCGAAGAAAGGUGGAUCGACGGAGGGAUUGAAGGAGUACUCACAUUUCGCCAAUUCAUUCGAUGAGAAGGCACGCCGUGUUAUUUUGUUGUCGAUUUCGCAUGGACACCCGACGGAUGAGGUCUUGGAUAAUUUGUUGCCGUUGUUGAAGGAGGGAGAUAUUAUUAUCGACGGAGGAAACGAGUGGUGGGAGGAGACCGAGCGCCGUCAACGCCGCUGCGAAGAAAAGGGUGUUUUCUUCAUCGGUAUGGGUGUUUCAGGCGGGUACCAAUCCGCUCGCCGUGGGCCCUCGAUGAGUCCCGGUGGGUCUAAGGAGGCUUUUGAUAUUGUGGAGGAUAUGUUGAAGAGUGUCGCUGCGAAUUCUGAGCAGGGUGGGCCUUGUGUGACGUAUGUUGGACCCCGUGGGAGUGGGCAUUAUGUCAAGAUGUUGCAUAAUGGAAUUGAGCAGGGUAUGCUCGGUGUCAUCUCUGAAGCGUAUGCGGCGCUUCACGCUAUCCUCAACUCUGGACCUGAUCCGAAGCAUCGUGACGCGAAUCAGCAGAUUGGGGAGAUUCUCGCUAAGUGGCGCGAUGGCGGGGAGUUGAAGAACAACUUCCUCGUUGAUAUCGGGGUGGAUAUUUGCACUCGUAGGGGCGGAGACGGGAAGAGUGAGAAAGAACCGGGGGAGGUUGUCGAUGUCGUCGAAGACAAGGUCGUUCAGGAUUCGGACAAUACGGAGGGAACGGGGGUGUGGUCGCUUCGUGAGGCUGCGGCGCGACAUGUUUCUGCGCCGACUAUUGCCGCGGCACAUUUCAUGCGUAUCGCAUCUUCGAACCGUCCUGAUCGUCUUGCGUUCGUCAAGAACGGACCCCAAAUCCCCACGCCCAUGAAUGCUCCACUCGAGGGCAAAGAGCGGGAUGAGUUCGUCGAGGAUUUGAGGAAGGCUGUCUACCUGUCUUUCUUGGCCGCAUUCAUCCAGGGAAUGGGUUGUAUUGCCAAUGCUUCCAAGGACGAAGAGUGGGAUGUCAAGAUGAGCGAGGUGAUGCGUAUCUGGCGCGCAGGGUGUAUCAUCACCUCCGACUACAUCGCCGACCUCCUCCAACCCAUCUUUGCCUCUCAAGAAGACCUUCGCAACCUUCUUACCCACCCCUCCGUCGCGCGCGAAGUCCGCACCAACUUCCCCUCCCUCAAACGCAUCGUAGCCUGGGCAAUCCAACACGAUGCUCACUGUCCCAGUAUCUCUGCGAGUUUGGAGUGGUGGAAGUACUGCGGUCAGGAGGAGUUACUGCCUACGAGCUUUAUGGAGGGCGAGAUGGAUUUGUUUGGUGGUCAUUCAUAUGAUUUGAAGAGGGAGGGGAAUGAGGGGACGGAGAAGGGGAAGCAUCAUACGGAGUGGAGGAAGCCUUAA
Messenger RNA from Saitoella complicata NRRL Y-17804, 1580 nucleotides. RefSeq names its product 6-phosphogluconate dehydrogenase C-terminal domain-like protein. Bases 33 to 1580 code for a protein of 515 amino acids. Gene Ontology annotation, cellular component: cytosol. The transcript has a single exon. Lineage: Eukaryota; Fungi; Ascomycota; Saitoellomycetes; Saitoellales; Saitoellaceae. Gene Ontology annotation, biological process: pentose-phosphate shunt; pentose-phosphate shunt, oxidative branch. Gene Ontology annotation, molecular function: NADP binding; phosphogluconate dehydrogenase (decarboxylating) activity. The record is from RefSeq and is a predicted model, not a curated record.